AUGGCUACUCGAGACCCCGACGUACUUUGUGGCAGCCCGGGGGAUGUAACCAGCGGAAAGGAAGUUUUUCUUGGGGACGAGACAUCUCAACUUCCUAAGCAGCGCCAUACACGACACCAUUGGUUUCUCUGGCUCAAUGCUACAGUCUUUGCACUGUCCUUAUUCCUUUUCGCCAUGACUGCGAGCAUCGUCCGGGGCAUUGGCGACCAGAACCAACUUCUGCGGAAGACCUCUGAAUACUCUCCCAUAUUUGAUCGUCUUCAAAUUCCAAUGAUACGCCGGAAGAUGAACGGAACGCUGUUGGAACCGGAUCCUCUGCCUAUCUACCGCCAGCCUCCGAGCCCUGAGGUGGACGCAGCCUGGAACCGACUGGCAAACAUCAAUCCCAUCACCAUCAGUCGCGAUGACGUGGUCAAGCUGGGCAGGGACCCCGAACAGGCGGCCAAAUGGCCAGAGAGCUUUGGCUUCGGAUCCGAGGCGUACAUUGGGCGGAUUGAUGUCUUUCAUCAGAUCCAUUGCCUGGACUGGCUGCGUCGCGAAGCGUACUUCGACCACUACUAUGGGAAGAAAUGGCCGCCGGGAACCCCGCCGUCCGACAUGCAUCGAACCCAUAUCUCCCACUGCAUCUACCUGCUGCUCCAGAACCUAAUGUGUACCGCUAAUGUCGACAUCUACACCCACUACUGGGCGGACGCGCAACUGAACGCCUUCCCCGACUUUAGCGUGAAUCACCAAUGUCGAGACUUCGACGCCGUAUUGCGGUGGCAGGAGGAGAACUCGGUCAAUGUGGAUGAGUUUGCAGCCAUCCGGAAGCCGCCUGAUGCAGUGGCGCGGGUCAUGUCUCACCGGUUCAAGGAGCUGUUUGGCUGGUACAACUCCAACCCCGAUGAUGGCUCUGAUAGUGGGGUAAUUGGAUAG
Molecule: messenger RNA, 918 nt
Organism: Aspergillus homomorphus CBS 101889
Lineage: Eukaryota; Fungi; Ascomycota; Eurotiomycetes; Eurotiales; Aspergillaceae
Product: oxidase ustYa family protein
Exons: 2
Coding region: 1-918 (305 amino acids)
Biological process (GO): mycotoxin biosynthetic process
Source: RefSeq, a predicted model, not a curated record